AUGGAAACAUUAAUAGCUAGGAAAAUUGUCCAUCAAAAUUUUAACACAAGUAUUCAAGAGAAUUGUUCAAAUUUUGUGUACGAUGCAUCGGCCAAAAUACCAUCCGGAUUGUUAAGUGGAAAUAUAAAUCAAUUUGGUGAUUUUGAUGAAUGUAUAAAUUCACAUUCUGAUGAUGGUGAAAUUGCGGGACAAUAUUGCUUAGUAGAUAUUCAAACAGUGGAACCAAGUUCAAAAUCUGACUAUUUGUUAAAACUGAAUAAUUUAAUAAAUACAUAUUAUCCAGCUCAUAGUGAUUUCGACGAUGCAGGACACAUUGGACCACGUAUGUCAUCAAUUCGUUGGGCCCUGUGUGUGCCAGCAUCUUGUUCCCGUCAAGAUGUAGAAAUUGGUCUGAAAGCUGGAUUACAAUCUUUUGUAGAAAAAAAUGGAAAACCUUUGCAGAUAAAAGUAUUUGAUGAAUCAUGUCAAAUAAUAGAAAAUCCAAUUCCAUGGUCUGCAAUUAUAGUUGGAUUAUUGUUUGCAGUUUAUAUUUUAUUCGUAAUCACGGUAACCAUAAUCGACUCUUAUUUUCAAUACUCGAUAAACGAUGGGAAUGAUAUACUUUAUGCAUUUUCGUUGCAUCGUAACUUAAAAUCAUUAUUUUCAUAUGAACGAUCUACAGAUGAUAUUAAGAGUGUUCAUGGGAUUCGAUUUUUAAAUAUGCUUAUGAUAUUCAUGAGCCAUAAAACACUGUACGGAAUGUACUCAGGCUACGUGAACAAAGCAGAUUGGGUAGAGUUUUUAAUAAGUCCUUUGUCGCUCGGUGGUCGAGCUACAAUUUUGUACACUGAUACAUUUUUAAUGCUUAGCGGAAUGUUAUGGGCUUACUCAUAUUUUGGCCGCAUAAAUCGUGGAAAACAAGUUCAUAUUAUCGAAGAAUUUAUAUCACGUUUAGCUAGAAUUAAACAAUUAGUGAACGCCGCUGAUUAUAUGUAUGUUAUACCAACGCAUCGUAUUACUGUUUAUCUACUUGGUAUUUUAUUGGGUUAUUAUCUGCGUAAUAUGAAAAAUAUUAGUUUAAAACCAAUUGUAUUAAAUAUUGGACAUGCAACAGCUAUUGCAUUAUUUAGUAUUGUUUUCGUUGCACCAGCUUUUACAAGUGGAAAAUCAUAUAAAUAUAAUCCUAGUCAUCCAGCAUGGUAUGCAGGAUACGGACCGAUCCCAUGGUGUUUAGUAUGGGCAUGGAUUAUUUUUACUGAUUGUUUUGGUUUUCAUAAUAUUUUAACUAAAUUGCUUUCAUGGCGUGGAUUUUUGAUCACAACACGUUUAUCAUACGCAAUUUAUUUGGUCCAAUUACCAAUUUUGGGUCAUAAUGCAGCUACAAAUCGAAAAAAAUAUCCAAAAGAAAUUCAAUCAAUCACAACAGUAUUGAAUAUUGUUAAUAAUUAUGGUGAUGAUGAACGUCUAAUUAAAAUGAAGGAAAUAUGUGAGAAAUUAUCGUUACCAGCUGAAAAAGUCACGGAAUAUCUUCAAGUGACAUCGUCAUCAAAAGAAGAUUCAAAUUCAUCGUCACGACCAGUUAUCAAUAAUGACAUACCGAUUAAAAAUACUUCGUGUUGUAAAUCUAGUUUAAAUCAAGAUGAAAACGAUUGUAUUAUCAAGAAAUUGGAGGAUUUAAUUCACGAAAUCGAAGAGUGUGAAAUAAAUAAAAAUUAUAAAUUGUGUAAAAAUAAUGAAUUAAAAUCAAAAUAUGAUAAAUUUAAAAUAUAUUGGAGCGAUUGGAAAGAAAAACACAUACAAGAUAUUAAAGUAUGGAUUAAUGAUUUAGAGCGUCGAUCAAUGAUAAUGGAUGAUCCCCCAUACUUUUAUGAAGCUUUAGCCGUUUUAAACAGAGCUUUUGAAUUAUGUAUUGGACAUGCACUACGUUUACCACAAAUAUUAGCAUUAAUAUUAUUUAAUCAAAAAUCAUCAGAUUCUGGAUUAUUAUGUCAAAUACAGACUGGGGAAGGCAAAACAUAUAUUAUUGCAGCUACAGCCAUUUUGAAAAUAUUAUUAGAAAACAAAAAUUCAAUUGAUAUAAUAACAAGUAAUAAUGUGUUGGCAAGACAUGCUGUAUCUGCAACCAAAAAUUUAUAUCAAUUAUUUAAUAUCACAGUUGAUAUCAAUACGGAAUUCAAAAGUGAUCAAAAAGCUUGUUAUAAUGCAAACGUUGUGUAUGGUUCCAUGUCUGAUUUUCAAUUUGAUUUUCUUAAUCAUGAUUUUAAUGGAUUAGGUACACGAAUGAAUCGUAAGUUUGAGUAUGUAAUUUUAGAUGAAGUAGAUAACAUGCUAAUUGAUAAUGGUGGUAAUAUUGCUAAAUUAGCUGAAAUAUUCCCUGGCAUGGAAAAUUUAAUUUACAUAUACAUUGAAAUCUGGAAAGAUUUAAACAUAUUUAUAAACAAAACAUUCGAUGACAUUAACAUUAAACCUGAUAAAGAACUUAUUCAAUGUAAAAUAAGCGAAUGGAAGAAUUUAAUUCAAAAUAAAAUUGAAAAUAAUAUAGAAUCAUUUUUAAUUCCAUUACAUUUAAUGGAAUAUGUGCAAAAUGUACUUCCAAAAUGGAUUGAUAAUGCAAUUUAUGCUAAAUAUGAUUGUAUUGAAAAUAUCCAUUAUGUAAUACAAACAGAAAAUAAAGAUGAUUAUGAACAAAUAAUUGUACCGGUUGAUUAUACAAACACUGGCGUGACUUUAAAAAAUACAAUGUGGUCACAUGGUCUACAUCAAUUUUUACAAUUAAAACAUAAUUUACAAGUUCAUGCGGAAAAUUUAACAAGUUGUUGUAUAUCAAAUUAUGCGUACAUACGAAAAUAUGGCACUAAUUUAAUUGGUUUAACUGGCACUAUUGGUGGAGAGGGGGAACAAGAUUUACUUAAAGCUAUUUAUCAAGUUGAUUUUAUAUCGCUGCCAACAUUUAAGGUAAAACAAUUUGAAAAGUAUCCAGAAAUAAUUGUACCCGACAUAGAAUGGCUUGAUAAAAUAAUCGAACAAUGUUUUUAUAUGUUGUUACAAAAGCGUGCUGUGUUAGUUGUAUGUUUAACAAUCGCUGAUGCUAACGAUGUUUAUAACGAAUUAAUUCAAUUAAAAUCAACAUACAUCGAUCUAAAUCCAACAAUUCAGAAAUAUCUAAGUGAGAAUGAAAGUCACGUAACAGAUGAAUUUAUUGAUUCUGGUACAAUUAUUGUUGCAACAAAUAUUGCUGGACGUGGUACAGAUUUUAAAACAACCAAACAAUUAGAAGAUCAUGGUGGGUUACAUAUAUGUGUUACGUUCUGUCCAGAAAGUAAACGGGUUCAAGAUCAAGUCUUUUAUCGUACUUCACGACAAGGAAAUAAAGGCUCAGCAGGUUUAAUAUUAUCAGAGAGUCAAGUAGCAGAUAUUAUGAAAGAUGAUAGGGAUUACGAAUUUCAUGAAAUAUCACAACGAAUUCAUGACGAUGAAUUGGUUUACAUGGAGUAUUUAAAAACUUUUAAAUCCAAAGAAUUAUAUUUUGAAGAUUGUUUAUUUAAUUUAUUUUCAAGUUUAUACAAACAAGCGCGUACAAAUAAAUUAAAUGUAUUUGCACGGAAAGACCUUAAAGAAUAUUGGGCGUUUUGGUUUGAAAAACAAGAAUUUCUAAGUAUAACAAAUUUUGAAAAAAUUGAAAAUGAAGCGCUCGAAUUAUUUGAAUUAUUUCAAGAAGAUGAUAAAAUUCAAGAAAUUUUAAAAGGUCAUAUUGAACAUAAUCCAUAUUAUGAUAUACAUCGAGCGCAUGCUUAUAUAUCUGAACAAAAUUUAGCAAAAGCCGAAGAAUGCUUAAAUAAUUCAUUGGAAAUGACUAAUGAUACAUUAAGCGAAGCACAUUAUUUAUUGUUUGAAGUAUCAAUGGAACGCGGGGGUGUUGUAAUGAAUCAAAUUAAAGAUAUAUUAACAAAUGUUGGUCUUGGAUAUUUAAUUAAAAUGAAUAAAGAUUCAGAAUACAAGAACAAGUGUAUGGAACAUCUUGAAAAAGCACGUAGCAUAUUAAUUAAAGAAAUUCAAUUUAUUGAAAAUUAUUUUAAUUGUGAUGAAUUUUAUAAAACUUUUAAUGGUUCACUCGAUAAAAACUUGUUUAUCAAACAUUUACACAGUAAAUUAAUUUGUUUAAAAAUGUUUCAUGAAAAUAUUAAUCAGAUUCAUUAUACGAUUCAAAAGAAUGGGGAUAAAGAUUUGAUGAUUACAAUGAAAAAUGAUGAUAUACAAACGGUAUUAGAAAGCGAACCGGAAACUGUUAAGACAAUCAAAAAAGACUUUAUUAACAAAGAAGAAACAAAUAAUUUAAGUUUGCGUGGAUUAAAAUGUUUAUUUAAUGUUGGCGAAAUUAAAACCGUUCCCAAAGAAGUUUUUAUUGCUUCUGGCUUACAAAUUGCCUUAGGUUGUGCUGCUUUGGGUUUAGGAUGGUUCUUUCCAUUUAUAAUGGAAUAUGCUCAAACAAUUGCUGCGACUUUAAUAGCAGAAGGUAUUCUUGAUAUCAUCAUUUGUUUAAUUGGUGGUAAAAUUGCAUUCGAUUGGAACUACUUUAAAUCCAAAUUAAUUACUUUUGGUAUAACGGCUGUCUCAUUGGGAAUAACAGCUCUUGGUGGAUAUAUAAAUAAAUUAAUAUCAAAAGCGCGUUCAUUUUUAAAAAUGGACAAUUUAAUGAGCUUAAUCAAAAUGGUACCAGGUGUUGACUCCAUAAUGAAUGGUAUUGGGAAUGUUUUACAGAAAGCACAAUCUUUUAUUAAUUUGGCGAAUAAAAACUUUAUACCUAAUGGGAUUUUAUCAAAACCAUUAUUAAAUACACUCUGGCAGGCAUGUAAUAAAGUUGGACGAUUUUUAAUUGUUUCCAAUAUAAUUGAUACAAACAUACAAAAUCGUUUUCUUAAAGGUUGGGAAACAUUAUAUGAGGCUAUAAAAGGAAUUGUAUCAACAGACUUUAUUGGUAAAUUAAACACAACCAUUUUAACAAUUUUAAGUUGUAAAAAAGGAUAUGAUUUAUUAAUGAGCAAGCUUGGAUCAUUGAACGUUGGUGAUGAUGGUGACUUUGAUGGCUCCGAUUGA
Chrysoperla carnea is the source of this 5073-nucleotide messenger RNA. RefSeq lists its product as uncharacterized. The transcript is spliced from 18 exons. Gene Ontology annotation, cellular component: membrane. Gene Ontology annotation, biological process: protein targeting; protein import. Gene Ontology annotation, molecular function: ATP binding; ABC-type protein transporter activity. The coding region runs from base 1 to 5073 and encodes 1690 amino acids. The record is from RefSeq and is a predicted model, not a curated record. Lineage: Eukaryota; Metazoa; Arthropoda; Insecta; Neuroptera; Chrysopidae.